AGAGGAUGAUGCGGCUGAUGCAAAGCAGGGCGGCUUUGGACAGGUGGAGGCAGCUGUGGAGCAAGUCGGUGGCCAAGUCCCGGAUCAGGUACUAGGGCUCAGCCGCCACGGAGCAGCCCAAUACCUGAUCCCCAGGUGCAUUUAGCAUGCCUGUUGGUCAGAAAGAUGGGGCUCCUGACCCUCCAGAGGCUGACUGGCUCUCCUCCUGCUGGGGCCUUGCCUGGCAAGGGCAGUAGCAGAAGGGGCGGAGGGGGGCCAGCCAAGAAGCCGUGUUGCCAGGAGGCAGCCCCCUCCCCUGGAGAGCUUCAGUGGGCCAGCCCUUGUGUUCAGAGGGUAGGGGGAGUGUGGCGGCCCUGCCCUUCCCUCGGCCCUGCUGGCAAAGGAACAGGGGCGCUGCCAGGGAAGGGGCCGCACCCGUAAGGCUGGCCAGGCUUGGCAGGACAGAUUGUGGGAAGACAGUGGCCGGUGGAACAGCCCCCUGCAUUAGCUUGGGAGGGGAGUCGGAGUCCAGCCUGCAGAAGCAGCCAUGGCUCAGUAGUUUCCGCCCUGUGAAAUUUGUUCCAAGGCUGCACCCUGCAAAACACACGGGAGCCCGGGUUCACGUAACACCUGGGCCUGGCUUUUGGGGGGCUCCCCGUGAAUGAAAGCAAGGCAGUUGAGCCAAAAUGAAUCUUCUCCAAGAGGUCCCUGGGGAGCAAUGGAGGAAGAAAGGGGUGUCCGGGAUCCUGGCCAAAGGCAGGGAGAGGAGCCCCUCUUUGGGGCCUUUAGAGAUCACAGGAGGGCCGGGGGCAGUUCGGAUCCCUGGGGGAACCGCACUCCAGGCGCUGCUCCAGGGAAGGUGGGCUCCUUGGUCUCCAUAGGUGGCCUUGUGCCAACCCUGCCAGGUGGAAAUUCUACGUUCUGGGCCGUUCAAGGGGUUGGCAGUGGCCCCUUCCCACCUUCAGUGACUGACGACAUCUCCUUUCGCAGGCUGCUGUCUCCUUCCUAUUUGGUGACCGACCAGAAAAUAAAGUAUUCUAGAAACAUCCAGGCGGAAUCAACAUCAUUUGUGGAAAACCUGUUCAACGGACAGUUGGCGCCUAAAAACCUCCUUCCUUUCCCCACAGCUCUCUCGCCGGAGCAGGCCCAGGUCUUGCAAGCCAUGGUGGACCCCUGCGCCCGGUUCUUCCAGGAAGUCAACGACGCAGCUGCCAACGAAGAGCUGGGCAGCAUCGAAGAGGAGACGGUGGCGGGCCUCAAGUCAAUGGGCUGCUUUGGGCUACAGGUGCCGGAGGAGCUGGGGGGCAUCGGGCUGACCAACACACAGUACGCUCGCAUGGUGGAAGUGGUUGGGAUGCAUGAUCUCGGUGUGGGCAUCACCCUCGGUGCCCACCAGUCUAUUGGCUUCAAGGGCAUCCUCCUCUUUGGAAACAAGAGCCAAAAGGAAAAAUACCUCCCCCGGCUGGCAUCUGGUGAAGCGUGUGCGGCCUUCUGCCUGACCGAACCAUCGAGCGGCUCGGACGCAGCCUCCAUCCAGACGGUGGCUGAGCUCAGCCCCUGCGGGGGCUUCUACACACUCAAUGGGAGCAAGAUCUGGAUCAGCAAUGGGGGCACGGCCGAGGUUUUCACGGUGUUUGCCAAGACUCGCAUCAAGAAUGUCACCACGGGGGAGGAAACGGACAGGAUCUCGGCCUUCAUAGUGGAGAGAGCCUUUGGGGGGGUGAGCAGCGGCCCUGCGGAGCAGAAGAUGGGCAUCCGUUGCUCCAACACGGCUGAGGUGCACUUUGAGGACGUGAAAGUGCCCGCGGAGAACCUGCUGGGAGGACUUGGCAGAGGCUUCCAGGUGGCCAUGCACAUCCUCAACAACGGCCGCUUCGGCAUGGCUUCGGCACUGGCCGGCACCAUGCGCGGAGUCCUCCUCAAGGCGGUAUGUUGGCAAGGAAUCUGCGAUGCCUGCAGCAGGGGGGGGGGGGGCUGGCCUGGGCCAAGAGGACCCCAGCCUCUCAAGGUUCCUCACUCUGGGUCUGCGCAGGUGGAUCACGCGGCCGACCGGCAGCAGUUUGGAAAAGCCAUCAGCCGCUUUGGGCUCAUUCAGGAGAAGCUGGCACACAUGGCCAUGCUGCUCUACGUGACCGAAGUGAGUACGGCCGGCCAGGGCCUUCUUCGGGGUGUUCCCCCCCGCCGGUCCCUCAAAUGGUAUAACCUCACCUGCAAGAUGGGCUUCAGGUGGCUGCCCUGGACGCUCCCCCCCCCACUUGAGGGGUGGCACAGCCUCGGAUGGCAGGGCCCCGGAGUGAAGCUGCCCAUCUGCCCCUUGCAGGCCAUGGCCUAUGUGCUGAGUGCCAAUAUGGACAUGAAGGUGCCCGAGUACAAGCUGGAGGCGGCCAUCAGCAAGAUCUUUGCCUCCGAGGCGGCCUGGACUGUGACUGACGAAGGCAUCCAGAUCCUGGGGGGGAUGGGGUACAUGAAGGAGGCCGGCGUGGAGAAAGUCAUGCGCGACGUGAGGAUCUUCCGCAUUUUCGAGGGCACCAAUGACAUCCUCCGCUUGUUUGUGGCUCUGUCGGGCAUGGAGUAUGCUGGGCAGACGCUGAGCGCCCUGCGCAAGGACCUUUCCAACCCCCUGCUGCACAUGGGAUCCAUCUACAAGGAGGUGGCGAUGCGAGCGAAACGCAAAGUCGGGGUCCCCACUGGCCAGACGCUGCAGGACCUCGUCCACCCACAGCUGGAAAACUCCGCUGCUCUGGUGAGAGUCCCGGGUGAGGCCCAUCGGGGCGGGCAGCUACCUCUGGGCAGCCAAGAGCCUUCCCUGCUCCACGCUCCUCUGUCCGAAGAAACCUCCCAUGCAUGGGGCCCCAUUUGGCCGAGCCUCCACCCCAGCCCCGUUUCUCUCCUCCCCUGGAAGGUCACCAGAGCUGUGGAGCUGUUUGGCGAGACCAUCGAGGGCCUCCUCUUGAAGUACGGCACAGCAGUGAUGGACAAGCAGUUCCACCUAAGGCGCAUUGCAGACGCCGCUAUCGACACCUACGCCAUGGCCGUGGCCUUAUCCAGGGCCAGCCGUGCCCUCUCCCUGGGCCAGCCCACUGCCCAGCAUGAGAAGCGCUUGUGCCAGACGUGGUGCCAGCAGGCCUUCCUCCGGGUGCAGGCAUCUCUGCAGGAAGCCAAAUCCGCCAGCUGGGAGGAGGUCUUCACCAGCAUGAAGCUGAUCUCAGACGCCAUGGUGCAACACAGGAGCCUCGUGGCUUCCCAUCCCCUGGGCUUCUAGGGGUUUUGUUUAGCAUGGAACCAAAUAAAGGCUUAUAUUAUCCUUCUACUAAAGCGGUCGUCUUCACGUGGUUUGCUGAUGUCUCUGCCCUCUUGUCCAGAUGUGAAAAGCGGACAGCUCUUCACAUCUGGAGAACUGACUGACUGGCAUUCAAGAUGCACGAAGCCGGUUCCCUCGCUUGACCCGCAAGGAAGCCCAACAAAGGAGGAGUUAAAAGUACAAGUGAGGAAGAGGCUAAGGGGGUUUUUUUUUAGUUUACUUUAGAAUAUGAUUGAUAAAGAUUUGUACCCUGUAUUUGC
Molecule: messenger RNA, 3540 nt
Organism: Thamnophis elegans (Western terrestrial garter snake)
Lineage: Eukaryota; Metazoa; Chordata; Lepidosauria; Squamata; Natricidae
Product: very long-chain specific acyl-CoA dehydrogenase, mitochondrial-like
Exons: 15
Coding region: 641-3241 (866 amino acids)
Molecular function (GO): very-long-chain fatty acyl-CoA dehydrogenase activity; flavin adenine dinucleotide binding; fatty-acyl-CoA binding
Source: RefSeq, a predicted model, not a curated record